AUGGGACGGGAUCUUUGGGAGGCACUCAGCGAUGUACUACAGUUGAUGACAAAUCAGGCAUGCCCUGACGCACUCCACCAAGGAGAUGCCGUCGCCCAACUCAGGCAGGUGGCCACAUUUCUGCGCACCAGGCAACAACAGCAAGACCACAACCAGUACGUUCUCUACAACCAUGAUGCCACCAGGUUCUUAUCCAGCUACCAGCUCAUGUGCGAAUGGUACUGCCACGCCAAUCCCACUCACGCAGAUGUUUUCCAGGUUGAUCAUACACAAUCCGAGCCCAGUCAGCGCGUGCAGCGAGGCCUUUUGCUUCGCGAAAGCAGACGCAACCAGAGCCAGCACAGCAAACGCAACACAUUGCGAUUCAGCGACAUUCCUCGACUCAUCGAGGUAGUGCUGCAAUUGAACUACUUUACAGUAGGUCACACGCUGUUUUUUCAGUGUAGAGGUGCCCCCAUGGGCUCACCUUGCAGCCCUGCACUUUGCAACAUGGUUGUGGCAGUUGUGGAGCAAUGCUGGGUCAAGUCGCUCCGCAGUAUGUUUGUGAACCACAAACAUCUUCAUCAGCCAACAAGCGAGCAGCAGGCAAUCUUUUUUGCCACCAGAUAUGUAGACAACAGGGUGCUGCUCAUUCCACAGCAGUACAUUUCGCUCCCACCAUUCAGGGAGUUGGUUGACCCAGAUUUCUACCAGCCCCCUGUCAAACUUGACACGGAGCCAGCCAACAUCUUUUUAGGUUUUGCCAUACACACCAGCACAGCCACCUUGUCGUACGACGACAAGCUGCAGAAGGCAGACAUCAUGCAUCCGCAGUCUGCAACAACGAGCUCCGUGCUUCGGAGCAGCAUACAAGCACGCAUCCUGCGAGCAAGACGGGUUUGUGUACCUUCCACGAUGGCCGAUGCCGCCGCUUCAGUCGAUCCACUGAAAAUGCAGCACAGCCUUGUUUGCACUGUGUUUUGCUCAGCUCUGCCGAGCUGCCAUGUGAUUGUGCAUUGA
Symbiodinium natans is the source of this 999-nucleotide messenger RNA. NCBI's taxonomy places the organism in Eukaryota, Dinophyceae, Suessiales, Symbiodiniaceae. The record is from the annotation of a GenBank genome assembly.